CAGACUCAAAUCGGGCCGUUAAGGACUGUCGAGAAGUCGGUCACACUUCUCACUGUUGACUCCUCUGCCGACUCACAGGCACGACUCAAGGUAAGCUCACUCGAUCAUGGUGAGGAGCAAUCUGGGCGUGCGACGUAGAAUCGCUCCAAGUCUGGUACGAGGGCUGGUCUUGGAUCGCAAGGUGGAGAGGGACUGAGCGCAAUGAUGUCGCGCCAGGUGAAGAUCGCGGAAGUGGGCCUCGAGCGCGAGGACACGAGGAGUCCAACACUUUUGUCUCUCCCCUUCAUCCAUCCACUCCUCAUCUCGCCGCCUCCUCACUGAGCCGCAGUCCCCGAAUCUGUCAGCUUGAUGGCGCACACUCCAGUGACACCUCAUCUUCGCAGUCGACUGUCCCAUCAGGCCUCUCAUUCGCCGGCGUCGUCGUCGCCGGCUGCGCAGUCACAGCAUCCUGGACGGAUUGUCAAGAAGCUCGUCCUGCGAGGUAAUGCCUUUGGACAAGGAUCACGCUAUGAGCUCUUCCUUCUUGUCACCGUUCCCGCCACUGCGCAUGCAGCCUCAUAUCCACUCUUGCCGGACACCGACGUUAAGCUCCUCUCGUCGUCGGUCGAUGCUCUAUCAAGUACCGGCGGAUAUGCGCCCCUCUCUGAGACAGCGGCCAGAGCAGCUCGUCAUCUAGGCGGCAGGGUGAGCGUCGACUCGUUCGACACGGGCUCACAGCCUCGUAUCACGAUCUCCAACUAUGCUGUCACGUUCAGCACAAUGCCCAAGCAUGCCGCUUCGACACCCUCAACUUCCACUUCGCCUCCACCGGCGCAUACAUUGAGCUACAUGGUCUGCAUUCAGCUCGAAACGCGCUUCAAGACGCAGCCGCCGAGAAGCCCAUACGCUCUGAUCCUUCCAGUGCCACGCUGCUUGCACUCGCGUAUACACUUCACGUUCUCGCCCGAAGUUGUCGACUCAGAAGACGAGGUUGAUGUACGCAUUGAGCCGCCGCUAGGCAAGAAGAGGCCGCCGCCAAAACCUCGACGCUCCUUUGGUGGGGAGGGUAGCGACUCGCUCGACCCCAGCGCAGACGACGACGCGCGGUCGAUGAUCACCCAAAGCAGUGACGAGCAUGCGGAAGAAGGGGAGGAGGAGAAUCUCUGCGUCAAGGGCCUCUUCCAGUCGACGGACCAAGUCUCAAUACGAUGGGCAGGUGCAAGCGCAGGAAAGCUGCAGCGCGACGACAGUCUGGCUGCGAUACGCUGUGACACCAUGCAGCUACAGACAACGAGUCGCUACACGCUGGAUCAGGAUGGCAGAGUCCGCCUGGACGUCCUGAGUGAGGGCGUACUGCGAGGCGUCUACUGCUCGGGCCUCGAUCGCAUCGCUUACCUGCCGCUGGUCCUCGACUCGCACGGUCAAGCGAUAGAGUAUCAAGACAUGACCAUCGAAGACACCAUAGGGCUGCGCAGCUGGCACUUUCUCAACCCAGGAGAUGUACCUGGCAAGCAUCCAGAGCGAUCAGGCAGUAAUAGCACAUUGGCUAGCUUGGCGUCAAGUUCUUCGUCCAUUGACGACACCUCCCUGCUCGAGGGAGAUGACUUGUUGGCCACCAGGCCGCCAAGGGGUUUCGACGCCUCGCUUGACCUCAGCGCCGAGCUGUCCAGGAACAAUGGUAACGGCUCAAAGGCUCUGCCCCCAUUAGGGCCUGACGAAAAGUCACGCGUCAUUCUGUACCUCGAUGUGCCCGAUACCGGCGAGACCUUCUCCUUCACACUGCGCUACCGGUUGCUGAUGGACAUGCAGAACGACGAUCCAGUAGUCUUGCCUACGAUAAAGGCGCCAACAGCUGCAGAACUCAGCACCAGUCAUCACUUGGAGCCACAUGCACAAUCUCCACCCUCUGGCGUGGGUUUUCUCAGGCCGGCGCGCUCAAAGCAAGUACCCGACGCCGUGCAACCAGACACGCUCACCGUCGAGCAUGAGAGCGGCUCUGCCUCGCCUAUGGCCUCACCCUACCUGCACCUCUUCCCUUUGCCCAGUGACGAAGGUCCAUUCGAUAGCUUGGACGGCGAGCAGAACGCAGAUUCUACUCUCCAAGCCGGGGAAGACCCACCAGCAGCGAGCAGUCCACCGCACACUCCUCAAGCUGUGUUCCGCCCAAUGCCCAUUUGGGACGACUCGAUGGUGCUACAUGACGAUGAGACUUCGAGACCGUCAGUGAUUGCCGAGGCGUCGCUGUCCCUCUGGAUGUGUAGUCGGGACGAUGGCGUCGCUGGACAGAACAAGGGUGCACCGGCUCGACCCGCGGGCCUGCGUAGAAUGGUAUGCGACUUACGUUGUAGCUGGCCCUUGGUCAAGAAGGAUGGGCGGCCCUUAGAGGAGAUGGAUCUGUGGCUCCCACGCACUGCUACGAUGCCGUGUGCAUUUGAUGGGGCCGCGGCAAAUGACGAGCCAGACGGGGAAAACAGCUUCGGACGGCGCAGCCGUGAGCCCACUGUGCUGCUGGCGCUGGUGGCUGGGACCGUAGUCGAGCCGCACCGCAGCGAUGCGGCAGAAAAUGUUUGCUUGCAUUUGCGUCGCCCGCCACAGGUAGAUGACAAGUUUUCGACAGCGGCGGAGGUGCGUCUCAUUUUCGAGUAUGAGAGCCUGGAUGGGAGCAGCAUGCCGGUCAACACUGCGCUAUCAACAUUGCCCCUCCCUCUGCCUCUCUUUGCAUCUGAAGUGCUCCUUCUACACGUGAAGGCUGAGCACGACGGAGUCGCCGUAGGCAACCUCGUGGCCCCGAGCUUCGAUAUCGAGGCGAUGCCCAAGCAGCCUCAAGCAGCCAUCUCCACAAGCCAUGCAGCCAUGGAGCUGCAUCGCUUUGUAAUUCCACCUCUCACUCCGCUCGACAUCACAGCUCUCCUCGUCUCGCCGCAAGAGGCGACAAGGAGGAGCAAGAGGAGGAGAAGAAAGAUGAUGCAGCUUCGCGGUGGGUCACCGCAGAGGGGCAGGCGACGGCGUUGGCUCACAUUUGCCGCUGGUGGUGGCGAUGACGAUGAAGACGAGGAAGAGUCUAGCAGCGGCGAAAGAGCGCGAUCCUCCCUCUGGAUGCCCGUUUAUAUGAUGGCGGCACUCUUCGCCCUCUUUGCCAUCGGCGCAGCCCUCAGCGAGGAGCUGCAGUCCAUUCCCGGCAGUCACAUCGUAGCUCGAGCUCGUGGCGGUGCCGACGGUCAAGCUCGUAGAAGGCCCAGCUGGACUGAUUUGGAGAUGCUAGGCCGAAGAGUCGAGCAGCUGGCCAUGGCUGCUAAUGUCGAUUUUGGGGAGGGAACAUGGAAUGCAGAGCAGCCAGGCUCGCAAGACAGGGAAGGGGCUAGCGGACCGACCAUACCGCCUUGGCCGCGGCCAGCCGCCCGCGAGAAUUUCGAGGAUGACAAGGAUGACGAGAGCGACUUGUUGCGAAAGCACGCCUCGCAUCCGACUACGUCCAUCUCACAUCGCCAUCAGCAGCCCUCCCUCGUGACCGUCGCUGGAGUGGUGCUGCGCGUGCUCUGCUCACCGAUCAUAGCUGUUGGGAGGGGAGCCGCUCUUUUGCUGGGACUGGUGGCCAGAGGUGGUGGCGGUGGCGCGAGGUAGGGAGGGAAUGCAAACGGGACGCCGAUUCUGUUAUCACAUUAUCAAAAGAGGUCAAUGACUUCACUCAAUACC
Jaminaea rosea is the source of this 3672-nucleotide messenger RNA. RefSeq lists its product as hypothetical. The record is from RefSeq and is a predicted model, not a curated record. The coding region runs from base 349 to 3600 and encodes 1083 amino acids. The transcript has a single exon. NCBI's taxonomy places the organism in Eukaryota, Fungi, Basidiomycota, Exobasidiomycetes, Microstromatales.